AUGAGGAACCCGUGUCCCAAACUGGAGCAUAAAAGAACCUGGGCCUUGGGAUCAGCCUCGGAGGACGUAGAGGGAGCCCCUAGACAGGGCUGUCCCAUGUUCUCCAGCCCUCUUGGGCCCUCCUCCCGGGCCCCCCGACUUCACCCCAUCGUCUCCCCGGCAGCCCCCACCAUGCAGGCGUCUCUCCCGGGCUGCAUCCGGGUCUGGGUAGGGGGACGACUCUUUGUAGCUGACAAGGCCUUGUUGGUGGAAAACAGCGACUUCUUCCGGGGCCUCUUCCGGUCGGGGAUGCAGGAGGCCAGCGGAGGCGAGGUCCGCCUCGGGGUGCUCAGUGCCGGUGGCUUCCAGACGACCCUAGAGGUCCUGGGGGGGCAGCGACCAGCCUUGGGGGACGAGGAGGAAUUGUUUCAAGCUGUGGAAUGUGCUGCCUUCCUGCAGGCCCCGCCGUUGGCCCACUACCUCAGCCACAGCCUCACCUCGGACAACUGCGUGGCCUUGUGUGAGGCCGCCUGGGCCUUCGGCCUGUGGGAUGUGCUCCACGGGGCGGCGCUCUUCAUUCGGGACGGUCCCCCGGAGCUGACCCACGAGCUGUCCCCGGAGGUGCGGGCCUACGUGCAGGCCCUGAGGCCCAGCAGCUUUGUGGCCGUGGGCACCCACACUCCCACCCCCCAGUACCUGGAGGAUGCCACUCGGACCCUGUGCUACCUGGACGAGAAGGAGGACGUGUGGCGGACUCUGUCGUCCCUGCCGGUGGAGGCCAGCACCUUGCUGGCCGGAGUCACCACCCUGGAGAACAAGCUGUACAUCGUGGGGGGCGUCCGGGGGGCCAACAAGGAAGUCGUGGAGCCGGGUUUCUGCUACGAUGCCGACCGGGGGACCUGGCACGAGUUCCCCAGCCCCCACCAGGCUCGCUACGACGUGGCUCUGGUGGGCUACGAGGGCAGCCUCUACGCUAUCGGGGGAGAGUUCCAGAGGGUGCCCCUGAGGUCAGUGGAGAGGUACGACUUUGCCUCUGGCUGCUGGACCUUCAUAGCAGACCUCCCCCAGCCCGCCGCGGGCGUCCCCUGCGCCCAGGCCCUCGGCCGCCUCUUCAUCUGCCUGUGGCAGCCCUCGGACACCACGGCGGUGUAUGAGUAUAAGCCCCGGGCCGACUCCUGGCUUCCCGUGGCCUCCCUGAGGAGGCCUCAGAGCUACGGCCACUGCAUGGUGGCCCACCGAGACAGCCUCUACGUGGUCCGGAAUGGGCCCUCCGAUGACUUCCUUCACUGCGCCAUCGACUGCCUGAACCUGGCCACGGGGCAGUGGACGGCCCUCCCGGGCCAGUUCGUCAAUAGCAAGGGGGCGCUUUUUACGGCUGUGGUCAGAGGGGACACGGUCUACACGGUCAAUCGGAUGACCACCCUGCUCUACAGCGUGGCCAACGGCUCCUGGCGGCUGCUGAGGGAGAAGGCGGGUUUCCCCAGGCCGGGCUCACUGCAAACCUUUCUUCUCCGGCUGCCCGACGUGGCCUUGGCCCCAGCGGUCUCCUCCCCGGAGCCAUGA
Gracilinanus agilis (Agile Gracile Mouse Opossum) is the source of this 1542-nucleotide messenger RNA. It is a transcript of the gene KBTBD13, whose product is annotated as kelch repeat and BTB domain containing 13. The record is from RefSeq and is a predicted model, not a curated record. The coding region runs from base 1 to 1542 and encodes 513 amino acids. Gene Ontology annotation, molecular function: protein binding. The transcript is spliced from 3 exons. Lineage: Eukaryota; Metazoa; Chordata; Mammalia; Didelphimorphia; Didelphidae.